This is a messenger RNA of Blastomyces gilchristii SLH14081, 330 nucleotides long. RefSeq lists its product as uncharacterized. The record is from RefSeq and is a predicted model, not a curated record. The transcript has 2 exons. Lineage: Eukaryota; Fungi; Ascomycota; Eurotiomycetes; Onygenales; Ajellomycetaceae. The coding region runs from base 1 to 330 and encodes 109 amino acids.
AUGGACUGGACGCUGCUGGUAACCGAAGAUAUGUUGGGCUUGAUGGACUCGCUGCACUACGCUAGGAGAAAUGCUGACUGCAUUCACCUGAGUGCGACACAAGUUAGCGCCAUGCCACACACCAGUUCUAUCACAUAUCUACCACUUCCGAGCUGGCUAGAAGCCUCUGUUGAAGAAGCAAGAAGUGCAACUUCUAACACAGUGAUCUCUGAUUCACAAAGAUGGGCUUUUGAAUUUGAACUACCUGUUAAUGAGAGUGUUAAAUGUGUGGUGGAUGAGGUGAAGAAAGUCUAUCUGGUGUGCAGCAACACUCCUCAGAAAUAUAGAUAG